Messenger RNA from Vairimorpha ceranae, 1725 nucleotides. RefSeq lists its product as hypothetical. The transcript has a single exon. NCBI's taxonomy places the organism in Eukaryota, Fungi, Microsporidia, Nosematidae. The record is from RefSeq and is a predicted model, not a curated record. Bases 1 to 1725 code for a protein of 574 amino acids.
AUGUUUUUUUUUCUACUUACGAUAUUUAUUUAUUGCAGUGAUGAAAAUCGAUGUUGUACACUUGAAAAUAAUAACGAAUCAAGUAUCAAAAACGAUACUUUAAAGGAUGAAUUUUGUAAUAAACUUCCUAAGAGUGUUGAUUUUAGUGAUUUAGAUAAAGAUACUUCAAAAGUAGUUAAUAUUAUUGAUGGUAAAGAGCAAUUUGCAAAAAGCUGUGAUUUAAAGAAAAAAUUAAUAGAUUUUAAGAAAGAGUUUUUUAGUUUAAUAAACAAAAAUGAAUUUAGUUUGGAUAAAAUAUUAACUACUAUCCUAGUUUUUAGAGAUUUGGAAAGUAUAAAAAUGGAUUCAAAUAUUAGUGAUUUUUUUAAUGAUGUUUGGAAAGGGCAAUUUUAUUAUAAGAUGUUAGACAAUUUUAGUUGUAAGUAUAAUGACUUGUUUGAAGAUGAGUUUGGAUUAUUUUCUAAGACUCUUUCCUAUUAUUACAUUGACAAAAUAAAACGCCUUAUUAAUCCUGAAAGCUAUGAUUUAGAUGUAAAUAAGGGCUGGAGAAUAGUUUAUAAUAAAGCAUGCUAUUUUGCAGAAAAAAAAAUGAAUUUUGAUUUUGAUCUAUCCUCUAGAAUUUAUGAAAGUUGUUUGUUUGCAAGUUUUGAGAAUGUUUACACAGCAUUAUCAUCAAUUAUUGAUUAUACUCUAUAUAAUUUUAGAUAUAAAUUUGAAAGUCGAGUUAAAUUUAUACACGAGAUACCUGCUAUUAGUGAAAACGAUAAAAAUUCGUAUAUAAGAUUUAUGAAGGAUAUUUUUAAUGAAGUAUUUAAAAGCUAUUGUUCUUUGCCAGAUUCAAUUAGGUUUUCUAACAAUAUCUUAAUAUAUUAUUCUUUUUUAAAAUACGUAAAAGAAAAAACAAAGAUCUAUGAUGGAAAAUUUGCUAAGCGUCUUAUUAAGAAAUCUAAAAAAGCAAAUAAUGCAAGAUGUACCGAUCAAUUUGAAAAAGAUAAGAAUAAUUGUUUUAAUUUGUUGCAAAGUCACAUUAUAUUACUCAAUAAUUACUUAGGUAUUUUAUCAAUUAUAUCUCAGCGACGUAUUCAAGAGAUUGAAAUUAGAUUUCCAGUUUUAAAAAGUUUUCCAAAGGACAUUUUUGUUGAUUCUGGACAGCAUAAAGAAAAUAAUUUUGUCUAUCCUGUUACUGUUUAUGAGAUCAAUAAAAAUUCUGAAUCUUUUGAGAUAAUUUCAGCGGUUUUUAAUAAUGUUUUUAAUCAAGAAUUGGCACCUACAAAUACUAAGAAAAAACAUUCAAAUAUAGAAGAAGAUAAUAUUAAUUUUUUAACUGCCCUUUUUAAACACGGUGAAGAAAGGAUUUUUAGUAGUUUUCGAAAUUAUUUUUGUGCGACAGUAGUUUCUUUUAAUAAACAUUUUUAUUCAAACAAAGAAGUUGUAGAAAUUAGCGACGAGUCUAAUUCUAAAAUAGAGGAAUUUUUUUUGGAUCUUUAUAAAACAUCGUUUAUAUACUAUGAGUUUAUUGAGAGGUUUGUUAAGUAUAAAGAAGAAAAAUGGGUUUGUCCGGAUGCAGAAAAAAAAAGUUUUUUUUUAAAUUUAAAAAAUAACAUGAAAAACGAAUAUAUAGACUGGUCUCAAAUGGAUCUAGCUUUCGUGGCAUUUUAUAAAAUUAGUAUUUUUAGUAAGAAAGCAUUGGAAAACAAAUUGUUUAAAAAAGAAAGCAAAAUAUAA